Messenger RNA from Chaetura pelagica (chimney swift), 4384 nucleotides. It is a transcript of the gene SBF1, whose product is annotated as SET binding factor 1. NCBI's taxonomy places the organism in Eukaryota, Metazoa, Chordata, Aves, Apodiformes, Apodidae. The annotation marks the transcript as partial. The transcript has 31 exons. The record is from RefSeq and is a predicted model, not a curated record.
GCCUGGCACAGCCCUGGAGUGUCCUGGAGGUGCCUCCAGCCCCCCUGACCCUCCUCUUGUCUCUGCAGGGAGCGGGGAUGGGCAGGGGCAGAUCCUGCAGCGCUUCCCGGAGAAGGACUGGGAGGACAACCCCUUCCCCCAGGGCAUCGAGCUGUUCUGCCAGCCCAGUGGGUGGCAGCUCUUCCCAGAGAGGAACCCACCCACCUUCUUCGUGGCCGUGCUGACCGACAUCAACUCGGAGCGUCACUACUGCGCCUGCUUCACCUUCUGGGAGCCCGUGGAGACCCCACAGGGGGAGGAGGAGGAGGAAGAGGAGCCUUCAUCCCCUGUUCAGCCCGCCCAGCUCUUUGCUCCCAAGAGUUUGGUGCUGGUGUCACGGCUGGACCACCCCGAGGUGUUCAGGAACAGCCUGGGCCUCAUCUACACCAUCUACGUGGACGGGCUGAGCGUGUCCUUGGAGAACGUCAUCGGGAACCUCCUGACCUGCACCAUCCCCAUCACUGGGGGGGCUCAGAGGACGAUCUCGCUGGGCGCGGGGGACAGGCAGGUGAUCCAGACGCCCCUCAACGAUUCGCUCCCCGUCAGCAGCUGCAGCGUGGCCCUGCUCUUCAGGCAGCUGGUACAGUAUGACCACUUCACCUACGUGCCCAUCUUGCCUGCACAGCUCCUGGAGGUCCUGAGCACCCCCACACCCUUCAUCAUUGGUGUCCACUCCAUCUUCCAGUCGGAGACACAGGAGCUGCUGGAUGUUGUCAUCGCAGACCUGGACGGCGGGACAGUGAACGUCCCCGAGUGUGUCCACAUCUCCCUGCUCCCUGAGCCCCUGCUCCAGCAGACCCGGGAAGCCCUUUCCAUGGUCUUGGACCCGGAGCUGGAGGUGGCAGAUCUCGCGUUCCCCCCUUCAACCAUUGCUGCCUCUUCUCUCAAAAUGCAGCACGUGUGUGCUGGGGUCACAGGUCGUGUGUGUCCAGGAGUGGGGACAGCACGGAGGAUCCUGCUGGUGGAUCCUGCCUGCUGGUGGAUCCUGCUGGUGGAUCCUGCCAGCUCGUGGAUCCUGCUGGUGGAUCCUGCCAGCUCAUGGGUCCUGCUGGUGGAUCCUGCCGGUGGAUCCUGCCAGUUCGUGGAUCCUGCCAAUGGAUCCUGCUGGUGGAUCCUGCUGGUGGAUCCUGCCAGCUCAUGGAUCCUGCCGGCUGCCUUCCUGGGCCAGCGGGGGCUGACAGAAGAUGACUUCCUCACCAAGGUUCUGGAGGGCAUGGCCUUCGCUGGCUUCGUCACCGAGCGGGGGGCCCCGCACCGCCCCAUCGACCUGUUUGAUGAGCUGGUGGCCUACGAGGUGAAGCGCAUGCGGGCGGAGGAGGGGAACAAGCAGAAGAUCCUGCGGCACAUCAAGGAGCUGGCGGAGAAGCUUUACAAGAACGAGAACCCCUACCCUGCAGUCACCAUGCACAAGGUGCAGAAGCCCACGGAGGGCUGUCACCUGCGGCUGCACCAGAAGCCCUUUCCCCACCUGGAUGAGGGGACCGUGCAGUGGAUCAUCGACCAGGCCACGGCCAAGCUGCAAACGGCCCCUCCAGCCGUCAGGGCGGAGAAGAAGUGCAUGGUGCCCUCAGGACCCCCCAUCGCUGCCAUCAUGGAGCGCAACGGCAACGCGCUGGCCAACAGCGCCCGGCGCCUGGAGGUGGUCAGGAACUGCAUCUCCUACGUCUUCGAGAACAAGAUGCUGGAAGCCAAAAAGGUGAGAGGGGACCCUAAGGAGCUGGCUGCGACCUGCCUUGUCCCCAGGCUGCGACCUGCCCUGUCCCCAGGCUGUGCCCUGCCCUGUCCCCAGGCUGCGACCUGCCUUGUCCCCAGGCUGCGACCUGCCCUGUCCCCAGGCUGUGCCCUGCCCUGUCCCCAGGCUGCGACCUGCCUUGUCCCUUUUCCGACCAAAACCAUUCAGUGAUUUUUCUUCCACCUUCUGCUUCCUCAGAAACUGAGCCCAGGCAUCACUCAGUUUGCCUACAGCUGCGUGCAGGAGCACGUGGUGUGGACCAACAUCCAGUUCUGGGAGGCCAUGUUCUACUGCGACGUGCAGAACCACAUCCGGGCCUUGUACCUGGACAACAACGAGGAGAACCACACGGAUGAGGAGAGCGCAGAGGGGCCGCAGGAAGCCAAGUCUGCCCUGGAGAUAGCCUCGGAGCAGCUGAGGCUGUGGCCCACCAUGAGCCGGGAGAAGCAGCAGGAGCUGAUCCAGAAGGAGGAGAGCACAGUGUUCAGCCAGGCCAUCCACUACGCCAACCGCAUGAGCUACCUGCUCCUGCCCCUGGACACCAGCAGGAGCCGCCUGCUGCGCGCCUCGGGGCUGGGCGACCUGGAGAGCAUCAGCAACAGCUUCCUCACCAACAGCAUCGCGGGCAGCGUGGCCGAGAGCUACGACACCGAGAGCGGCUUCGAGGACGCCGAGAGCUCAGACGUGGCCAAUUACGUGGUGAGAUUCAUCAACCGCUUCGUGGACAAGGUCUGCACCGAGAGCGGGGUCACCAACGAGCACCUGAAGGGGCUGCACGUCAUGAUCCCUGACAUUGUCCAGAUGCACAUCGAGACGCUGGAUGCCGUGCACAGGGAGAGCAAGAGGCUGCCCCCCAUCCAGAAGCCAAAGCUGCUGCGCCCCAACCUGCUGGUGGGAGAGGAGUGUGUGAUGGAGGGGCUCCGUGUGUACCUCAUGCCUGAUGGCCGGGAAGCAGCUGCAGGAGGGACCAUUGGGGGGCCCCCCCUGCUCCCUGCCGAGGGGGCCAUCUUCCUCACCACCUACCGCAUCAUCUUCAAGGGCACUCCCACCGACCAGCUGGUGGGGGAGCAGGUGGUGACCCGGUCCUUCCCCAUCGCCUCGCUGACCAAAGAGAAGAAGAUCAUCAUCCAGGGCCAGGUGGAUCAGUUCAUCCAGGAGGGCUUGCAGCUGCGCUCCUGCACAUUCCAGCUCCUGAAGAUUGCCUUUGAUGAGGAGGUGGCUUCUGACAGCGCCGAGAUCUUCAGGAAGCACCUGCACAAGCUGCGCUACCCCCAGCACGUGCGGGGCACCUUCGCCUUCACCGUGGGACAGUCCCCCAAGCAGGCCAUGCAGCCCAAGGCCAAGGAGAAGAACCCCUCACUCAGGACACUCUCCAAAAACCUAGUGAAAAAUGCCAAGAAAACUAUAAACCGCCAGUACGUGACACGGAAGAAAUACACCCCCCCAGCCUGGGAGCAGCGGGGCAGCCAGCACGUCCUGGAGGACAACGAGGAUGAGAUCUCAGUGUCUGAAGAGAUGGACAGAAGCACUUUGACCCCCACCACCACCAUCAGACCUUCAGACAAGAUGACCAUCAACCACCUGGUGGAGCGUGCCUGCUGCCGGGACUACCAGCGCCUGGGGCUGGGCACGCUGAGCAGCAGCCUGACCCGCUCCAAGAACGAGCCCUUCCGCAUCUCCACCGUCAACCGCAUGUACGCCAUCUGCAGGAGCUGCUGGUGCCUGGGGGGUGGUGGCCAGGGCUGGGGGCUGAAGCCAGACCCGCUGCAGCACUGGGAGCUGGUGCCCAUCGAGGUGUUCGACGUGCGGCAGGUCAAGGCCAGCUUCAAGAAGCUAAUGAAGGCCUGUGUGCCUGGGUGCCCCUCCAGCGACCUCAGCCUCACCUACCUGCGGUCCCUGGAGGAGUCUGAGUGGCUGUCUCAGAUCCAUAAGAUCCUGCAGAUCUCAGUGUUGGUGGUGGAGCUCCUGGACACGGGCUCCUCAGUGCUGGUCAGCCUGGAGGAUGGCUGGGACAUCACCACGCAGGUGGUCUCCCUGGUGCAGCUGCUGUCCGAUCCCUACUACCGGACGCUGGAGGGUUUCCGGCUGCUGGUGGAGAAGGAGUGGUUGUCCUUCGGGCACCGCUUCAGCCACCGGGGGGCGCAGACCCUGGCGGGCCAGAGCAGCGGCUUUGCCCCCAUCUUCCUCCAGUUCCUGGACUGUGUCCACCAGAUCCACCUGCAGUUCCCCAUGGAGUUCGAGUUCAGCCAGUACUACCUGAAGUUCCUCAGCUACCACUACGUUUCCAACCGGUUCCGCACCUUCCUGCUGGACUCCGACUACGAGCGCAUCGAGCUGGGGGUCCUGUACGAGGAGAAGGGGGAGAGGAAGAGCCAGCAGGUCUACAAAUCCAUCUGGGAUUACAUCGACCGGCUCAACAAGAAGGCUCCGGUUUUCUUCAACUACAUGUACGCGCCCGAGGACGGGGAGGUGCUCCGGCCCUACAGCAACAUCUCCAACCUGAAGGUCUGGGAAUACUACACGGAGGAGACGCUCUCGGAGGGCCCGUCCUACGACUGGGAGCUGGCGCAGGGGCCGCCCGAGGCGGUGGAGGAGGAGGAGCUCCAGGACACC